Molecule: messenger RNA, 1223 nt
Organism: Zophobas morio
Lineage: Eukaryota; Metazoa; Arthropoda; Insecta; Coleoptera; Tenebrionidae
Product: alcohol dehydrogenase class-3 chain L-like
Exons: 6
Coding region: 61-1188 (375 amino acids)
Biological process (GO): formaldehyde catabolic process
Cellular component (GO): cytosol
Molecular function (GO): S-(hydroxymethyl)glutathione dehydrogenase [NAD(P)+] activity; zinc ion binding
Source: RefSeq, a predicted model, not a curated record
GGUAUUAAUGAAGCGUAAUUUUAUUGUAGAGACCUUAGCGGUCUUCUUUAACAAGUGAGUAUGCCUGUGAUCGCAUGUAGGGCGGCCGUAUGCUGGGAGGCAGGUUCCAGGUUACAAAUUGAAACUAUAGAAGUGGCUCCACCUAAAGAAGGAGAAGUCCGGAUUAAAAUUGUUUCUACUAGUGUUUGCCACACGGAUGAGUAUACUCGUACAGGAAAAGAUCCCGAAGGUGUUUUUCCAUGCGUUUUAGGCCAUGAAGGGGCCGGAAUUGUGGAAAUGGUGGGCAAAAAGGUUGCUAGUUUAGAAGUUGGUGAUCAUGUCAUACCGUUGUACACCCCUCAGUGCAAAGCCUGCAAAUUUUGCAGAAGUGAAAAGACAAAUCUUUGCAGUAAGAUUCGAGAGAUGCAGGGGAAAGGUUUAAUGCCAGAUGGAACAAGCCGUUUUCGAUGCCGCGGAAAAAUGCUUCAUCACUUUAUGGGAUGUUCCACUUUUUCGGAAUACACCGUAUGUGCCGAAAUUUCAGUAGCCAAAGUUAACAACUCUGCGCCUUUUAACCGCAUAUGUCUUCUUGGAUGUGGAAUAACCACUGGCUACGGCGCAGUUCUCAACACUGCGAAAGUAGAGCCGAAGUCCACCUGUGUAGUCUUUGGAGUAGGUGCCGUGGGUCUGGCUGUUAUAAUGGGGUGCGUUAAAGCAGCUGCUGCUCGGAUCGUGGCAGUUGACAUAAACGACAGUAAAAAGGAAAUCGCAGAGAAGUUCGGCGCGACUGACUUUGUUAACCCACACUCGCAUCCCGACAAGAAAUUAAAGGAUGUCUUAAUCGAACUUCUGGAUGGCGGCGCAGACUAUAGUUUUGAAUGCGUUGGUAAUGUAGAGCUAAUGAGAACAGCGCUUGAGUGUUGCCAUAAAGGCUGGGGCCAGUCAGUGAUAAUAGGAGUAGCCGCUGCGGGGGAGGAAAUCUCUACACGACCUUUUCAGCUUGUGACCGGCAGGGUGUGGAAAGGAAGCGCUUUCGGAGGAUUCAAAAGUAGGGAUUCUGUGCCUAAGCUUGUUGACGAAUAUAUGGAUGGUCAAUUAAAAAUAGACGAGUUUGUGACGCAUGAAUUUGGAUUUCAAGAUAUAAAUAAGGCUUUUGAUGUUGCGCGCGACGGAGGAGCUAUUCGAUGCAUCGUCAAUGUGCAGCAAUAGUGUUGCUUAUUGGUCUUACAAUGGGGAGCUAUGAC